GCAGCAAGUAAACGUCUACUGUAAAUCUUCCACUAGACAAUUGGUCCAACUUGCCCAAGAAAAUGUCUUUCGGUAUUGAAUCAUUGGAGCUUCAAUUUUAAAGUGGCUUCUUCACCAAAUCAAAUAUUGUCUUGGUAAUGGUAGCUCGUCAAACCGUACCAAACUGUUCCCAUAAACUUUAUUAUUAUUAUUAUCAUUAUUAUUAGUAUUUAUUUCAACAACUCUCAUAAUAGUACAGACCAGACUGUGCCCACUGGCCAAUAGAGUUUGGACGUUUGUUGCAGUGAGUUCUGUAUCUUCGCGCAGAUCGCUUGAGUGACGUGUGAUUAAGCAGACACCAUAAUUUAGUCAUGAUGCUGAGAGGUUAUAUUUAUAUUAUAGUAGUGGGAAUUGCAUAUAAGUUCACCCAAAUACCCUUUGCAGUAGAAUUUUGUUGGGAACAGCACUAAAGAUCUUUCUAUAAUCGCACAAGAGGGUAUGUUUAUUUUUUUUUAUCUUGUGGGGUUUUAACCCCUUUUCUGCGAGUCUAGAGUUGGUGGGUUUUGAGGACUUUUGAGAAUGGCGUAGUAGACAGAUGAGAUGAUGAAGAAUAAGAUAAUGCUGGAGGGAUAAUGUUUUGCCAAACCAUGGGACGACGAAUGAAUCUUCUCCUCCUGAGCUUGGGGCUUGUCGUUUCAGCAUUAAUCGACGACUGUGAUUCAACUCUGUCUCCUUCUGGUGUGAAUUACGAAGUUGUGGCAUUGAUUUCUAUAAAGAAAAGCUUGUCCGAUCCCUAUAAUGCCCUGGAGAGUUGGGAUAUUUAUUCAGUAGAUCCUUGUAGUUGGAGGAUGAUUACUUGUUCCUCAGAUGGCUAUGUUUCUAACCUAGGCCUAACUGGGCUGAGCUUGUCCGGAGCCUUGUCGCCUGGAAUCGGCAACCUGACUGGCUUGCAGUCUGUGCUGCUGCAGAACAAUGAUAUCAGCGGAUCGAUUCCAGAAACAAUUGGGAAGUUAGAAAAGCUUCGGACACUUGAUCUCUCUAACAACAAGCUUUCUGGUGACAUACCCAACUCUAUAGGGAGUCUUACAAACUUGAAUUAUCUGCGUCUUAACAACAACAGCCUUACAGGAAACGUUCCAGCCUCGCUUUCUGAAAUCGAGAGCCUUAGACUGGUGGACCUCUCGUUCAAUAACCUUAGUGGAUCUGUUCCGAAAGUCUCUGCAAGAACAUUCAAAAUAGUUGGAAAUCCUUUGCUUUGCAAGCAAACUCCACAAAACAAUUGCUCUGAUGUCUACCCUGAACCUUUAUCCUUCCCACCCAAGGCUGUGAAGGAAUCUGGAGCAAAACAUCAUGUUGGCAUCGCCAUUGGAGCUAGCUUCGGCUGCCUCUUAGCAGUUAUAAUGCUAUGCGGCUUUAUUCUCUGGUGGCGGUACAGAAAGAACCAACGAAUUUUUUUCGACAUCAACGAUCAAUAUAAUCAAGAUGCUCACCUGGGGCAUUUGAAAAGGUAUUCAUUCCGGGAACUGAGAGCUGCAACAGAACAAUUCGAUUCGAGGAAUAUAUUAGGAAAGGGAGGAUAUGGAGUCGUAUACAAGGGCCGGUUGAAUGACGGGACUGUGGUGGCUGUCAAAUGGUUGAAAGACUACAAUACUGCUGCCGGGGGCGAAACGCAGUUCCGGACUGAAGUGGAGCUGAUCAGUUUGGCUGUCCAUAAAAACAUUCUCCGCCUUUGCGGAUUUUGUUCGACAGAGAACGAGCGCCUUCUAGUGUAUCCUUAUAUGCCGAAUGGGAGCGUGGCAUCUCGACUUAAAGAAAACACACAUGGCAGGCCGGUAUUGGACUGGUCGAGACGGAAAAGGAUAGCGCUGGGCACGGCGAGGGGACUGGUGUACCUGCACGAGCAAUGCGACCCGAAAGUAAUCCACCGGGACGUCAAAGCAGCUAACAUUCUACUCGACGAAGAUUUUGAGGCAGUGGUCGGGGAUUUCGGGCUGGCGAAGCUCCUGGAUCGCGAGGAUUCGCAUGUUACUACUGCUGUGCGAGGCACCGUCGGCCACAUUGCUCCCGAGUAUUUGUCGACUGGCCAAUCGUCGGAGAAGACGGAUGUUUUCGGGUUCGGAAUUCUGCUUCUUGAGCUGAUCACGGGAGAGAAGGCUGUGACAGACAAGAAGGGAGUGAUCCUUGAUUGGGUGAGGAAACUCCAUGAGGAGGGGAAGCUGAGCUUGAUGGUGGACAGACAUCUCAGGAACGAAUUCGAGGCGGCGGAGUUGGAGGAAUUGGUUGAGGUGGCUCUUCUUUGCACGCAGUUUAAUCCAUGGCGACGGCCGACGAUGUCGCAGGCGUUGAGGAUGUUAGAAGAAGGAGAGGGGUCGGGAGAGAAAUCACAGGCGCAAGCCUACAACAACAUGUCAUCGUCGUCGUCGUCUUCGAUACGUCAUUUUCAUCAUCAUCGUCCUUCUGUGAGAUAUUAUUCGAAUUUGGUGGAGGAAUCGGAGUCGGCUUACGUUGUUGAAGCUAUGGAGCUCUCUGGGCCAAGGUAGCAGCAAAUCAACUGAACUGAAUGCGUAUUUCUUUAUUUUUAUUUGUACAUGAUUGAUGAUGAUGGAUUGCCUCUGUUUAUCCUUUGUUCUUUCUUUCUGUAAAAGUAAGGGAAGCACGAAUGAAUGAAUGGAUUGGGUAGGCUUCAUCUACUUGUAUGGGCCUUUUUUGUUUGUGGACUAGCGGUCCGCCCAAAUACACCACUAGUUUUGUGGAUA
Molecule: messenger RNA, 2735 nt
Organism: Andrographis paniculata
Lineage: Eukaryota; Viridiplantae; Streptophyta; Magnoliopsida; Lamiales; Acanthaceae
Product: protein NSP-INTERACTING KINASE 3-like
Exons: 10
Coding region: 612-2519 (635 amino acids)
Biological process (GO): protein phosphorylation
Molecular function (GO): protein binding; ATP binding; protein kinase activity
Source: RefSeq, a predicted model, not a curated record